GUGAGGGGCAUAGAGGAGAAGCAGCAUCUCUCUGGAUUCCAAAUCUACUAAGCUACUACUUCUGCUGCAUCGUCCCCUCUUUCUCUGGAUCUCUGAGUGGUUCCUGCAGCUUUCUCCAACACUUCCUUCACUCCUCCACUGCACACUUGUCCCAGCAUGCAGCUCUUGGUGGUGUUCGCAGCUUUCGUGGGGGUUCUGAUCAGUGUCAGAGCAGCUGCCGUGCUUCCUCUGGAGGACAGGAGCCCCAUCCAGGGGUUGACCAGGGACACGAGCAAACCGCGUAAAGAGCUGAUCCUCAAGCUGGUAUCCAGCCUGUUGGAGGGAUCAUUAGACACCAACAUGCUCCCUGAGGAGACCUCACCCGAGGAGCUGGAGGAGCCGCUGGAGUCGCGCCUGGAGGAGAGGGCCAUCUACAACAGGCUAUCACUGCCUCAACGUGACCGCAAGGCGCCCUGUAAAAACUUCUUCUGGAAAACCUUCACCUCCUGCUAACAGUUUGAAAAAGUGCCCCAUUUCUGAUCCCUUCCCUUCAUGAACUGUAGUGGACCUCAGCUGUGCACAUCACCAUCCACCUAUCAGGCAUGCAUCAUCAAUGGACUGCACAGGACACACUAUUUAUGUACAAUAUGAAUUUACGCAUGUAACGUUUUUUUCAGGGGAAAAAAUAAACCAUAUUAAUAUUUGGACGUGGUAACUGACAUUUGCUAUUCGACUUAUUGUUCCCACCUGCUUUCAAAAUUGAAGCGUGAAUGCAAAAUGUAUGGCUUUACUAAGCUCCACUGACUUGAAGUUUUCAGGUUGGAAAGAUAUCGUCAAAAGUCAAUGACAUUUAGAAUUACACAAAAUAUAUAACAAUUUCAACAUUUUAAUAAAGAAUCCAAAUGUAAAAGGUAUUAUGACCAAAAGGAUCUAUAAAGUGUAUAAGAAAAUCUCUAAUCAAAAAGUGUCUUGUCUAUAUAUUAAAAAGAUAAGGGUAUUGGGGAUCAAUAAGGAACCUCUGAAUUCGUUGUCAUCAAGGUCCACAGUCACUCGCUUAACCAGCUCCUGACAGCUGUCCUUAUUAAUUCACGGACACACAGCCACACGCUCCACUGACUGACCACAGGUCGUUAGGCGCUGGCGUAACAACGUAAAUCCACCUCCAGUUUACGGAAUGCUGUCACUUGCUUGCAGUAAAAUGUAAGCUCACUGUAAAAGCAGUAGUUCAAGCACACGCUAAAGGAAAGCUGCUGGUGCAUGUGGACAGAUAAUUAAACAUUGCCUGUGCUGACCUCAUCACCUUGCAUUUCCAUCCAGCAAACAGCCGCCAUAGUAACACAAUUACCACACAGUUCUUUACAGUCAUGUAUGAGCGCCGCUCGGCUAGGUCAUUUGAAUGUACUGUACAUAGUAUGCAGGUAAAACAUGAUGUUUGAUCACAUAUGCUGUGUGUUUAAUUGGAAAUCCUGUCAAAUACAUUUAAAAACAUAUAAGCACUUUAAUAGAACCAUUUGUGCUGUGAAAUUCUGCAGAAUAAACCCUCUGGUAUUUAAUUGUUGUAUAGUACUGGUUCUUGUAGACCCCAAUGACAACACUUUGAGGGGAACCUGCUCACAAUUCAGUCUAGUUACAGUAUAUACUCACUGGACACGUUAGGUACACCUGCACAAUCUAACAACAGAAAUGCAUCAAAAAUGCUAUUUUUGAAUUCACAUUCAGUUACAUGUAUAAAAAUGAUAGUGUUCAGGGACAAUAAUGUGCUGGCAAGUCUCAAGGGACUUAUGAAAUAAGCAAACACGAUCCACUCUAUCCACAUACAGAAAGUA
Messenger RNA from Dunckerocampus dactyliophorus (ringed pipefish), 1805 nucleotides. It is a transcript of the gene sst7, whose product is annotated as somatostatin family member 7. Gene Ontology annotation, cellular component: extracellular region. Bases 157 to 492 code for a protein of 111 amino acids. The transcript has 2 exons. The record is from RefSeq and is a predicted model, not a curated record. Lineage: Eukaryota; Metazoa; Chordata; Actinopteri; Syngnathiformes; Syngnathidae. Gene Ontology annotation, biological process: regulation of cell migration. Gene Ontology annotation, molecular function: hormone activity.